CUAUUAACUUUCGAAAGUUGAUAGGCAAACAAAACACACAUCGCACAUCGAAUCGCAGAUAUAAAGAAGUCGCCUCUGCUCUGCUAUCUUAAGACCUGAUAUUUCAGUGUUCCUCUUUUAUUGCUGCCACUUGGGGCGCUAUCUGCACAGACAACCCGAGCGACUCAUAGGAGCUAGACACUGGAGCACACGUAAAAGAAACAAGAAGAAAACGUCAUCAUGUUCCACAGAAAAUUCCUUUUGGGCCUGCUCGUGCUGAAUUUUAUGGCACUGCUGAUGGCUGCCACCGUGGUGACCACACGACGCAUUCAGCCACGGGAGGCGAACUCUUGUGAGGGCCGUCAGACGCCCGGACCCAUCUGCGAGUCGUGCGAGCUGCUGGCAACCUGCGUCCGCCACUCGAACGGCUGGGUGAACAUUCCCGUGGAAUCGUGUGAUGUGGCCAAUGGCUACUACUGCAAUGCCCGGCAGGGCAGCUGCACCAACGACACGGGACCCUGCCAUCCGUUUGGCAUCGAGGGCAACUUUCAGUGCACCUCGCAAGGCAUCUUUCCCGAUCCGUACGACUGUCAGAAGUAUCACAUGUGCUACUUUGUGGGUGCCACACUGGUGGCCGCCGCCGUCGACUGUGGCAACGACAAGGCCUUCGAUGCCAGCACCGGCCAGUGCACCCUCACGCUCCAGGAUCCCGUGUGCCUGCAGAGCCAAUACCACUGUCCCCAUGCGGGCUACGUGGCGGCAUGGCCCACCAAUUCCAACAUCUUCUACGUUUGCAAGUCGACGGUGAAUCAGAAUCUGAACGACACGAUCGUCAUCUAUCCGUCGCUGCAUCGCUGCAACGAUGGCGAAACCUUUGUCGAUUAUGUGUGCCGCUCGAGCAGCAAUACGCUGCCCCAGAUGCCAACACAGCCGGAGGCGCCCAUGGAUCCCAAUGACAGUGAGUUCUCGGUGAUGCCCAGCAGCUGCCAGCAUGUGGGUCUCAUUGCGGACAUGGAUGACUGCAGGAAGUACUAUUACUGCUCGGCCUUGAACGGCACCCUCCGGCACAUGCAGUGUCCCGAUGGCACCUACUACCGACCCGAGCAAUCCUCCUGUGUUCUCGGCACAUGCUGAGCGCCUUUUUGUAUAAUUUUUAUUAUUUUUUUGUGUUGCCUGAGAUGAUUGGAUUGUAUUUAUCAAUAAAUAAAAAGCAUCGAAGUGUAACCCUGAGAUAUGAA
This is a messenger RNA of Drosophila obscura, 1217 nucleotides long. RefSeq lists its product as uncharacterized. Bases 220 to 1113 code for a protein of 297 amino acids. Gene Ontology annotation, cellular component: extracellular region. Lineage: Eukaryota; Metazoa; Arthropoda; Insecta; Diptera; Drosophilidae. The transcript is spliced from 2 exons. Gene Ontology annotation, molecular function: chitin binding. The record is from RefSeq and is a predicted model, not a curated record.